This is a messenger RNA of Hipposideros armiger (great roundleaf bat), 1928 nucleotides long. RefSeq names its product WD repeat domain, phosphoinositide interacting 1 (gene WIPI1). The transcript is spliced from 13 exons. Gene Ontology annotation, molecular function: protein binding. The record is from RefSeq and is a predicted model, not a curated record. Bases 112 to 1449 code for a protein of 445 amino acids. Lineage: Eukaryota; Metazoa; Chordata; Mammalia; Chiroptera; Hipposideridae.
GGGGCUAAAGCGGAGGGGGGCUGGCGACCCGGCCCGCAGAGCCGGUGCCAGCGGGCUGCUGAGGUGGCUGUCGCCGGCUCCGAGCUGCGGCUUCCCCGGGUCGAGCCCCCGAUGGAAGCCGAGGCCGCGGACGGCCCCCCGGGCGGGGCCGAGGCGGCGCUCAGCUGCUUCUCCUUCAACCAGGACUGCACAUCCCUAGCAAUUGGAACCAAAACCGGCUACAAGCUGUUUUCUUUGAGUUCUGUGGAGCAACUGGACCAAGUCCACGGAAGUGAUGAAAUCCCGGAUGUCUACAUCGUCGAGCGCCUCUUCUCCAGCAGCCUGGUGGUGGUGGUCAGUCACACGAAGCCACGGCAAAUGAACGUCUAUCACUUCAAGAAAGGCACGGAGAUCUGUAAUUACAGCUACUCCAGCAACAUCUUGUCCAUAAGGCUGAACCGGCAGAGGCUGCUGGUGUGCCUGGAGGAGUCCAUUUACAUCCACAACAUUAAAGACAUGAAGCUGUUGAAGACCAUCCUAGAUAUUCCUGCAAACCCAACAGGUCUGUGUGCCCUCUCUAUCAACCAUUCCAAUUCUUACGUGGCCUAUCCUGGAAGCCUGACUACAGGGGAAAUUGUGCUUUACGAAGGACACUCCCUGAAAUCAGUCUGCACUAUUGCUGCCCAUGAGGGGACACUGGCUGCCAUCACCUUCAAUGCCUCGGGCUCCAAACUAGCGAGCGCUUCUGAAAAAGGCACAGUCAUCCGGGUGUUCUCUGUACCUGAAGGGCAAAAGCUCUAUGAGUUUCGGAGAGGAAUGAAAAGGUAUGUAACAAUCAGCUCCCUAGUUUUCAGCACGGACUCCCAGUUCCUGUGUGCCUCCAGCAACACCGAGACAGUGCACAUCUUCAAGCUGGAACACCUCAGCCACAGUCGGCCAGAAGAGCCUUCGACCUGGAGUGGCUACGUGGGAAAGAUGUUCAUGGCCGCUUCCAACUACCUCCCCGCCCAGGUGUCAGACAUGAUGAAUCAGGACAGGGCCUUCGCCACCGGGCGUCUGAAUUUCUCUGGACAGAGGAACAUCUGCACCCUCUCAACGAUCCAGAAGUUGCCAAGGCUCUUAGUUGCAUCAUCCGAUGGACACCUUUAUAUCUACAAUUUGGACCCUCAGGAUGGAGGAGAGUGUGUCUUAAUCAAAACCCACAGGUUGCUUGGCUCAGGAACAGAAGAGAAUAAAGAAAAUGACCUCAGACCUUCAUUACCUCAGUCUUAUGCAGCAACUGUAGCCAGACCCAGCACAUCUUCCGCCUCCACGGUGCCAGGUUAUUCUGAGGACGGCGGGGCGCUCCGAGGAGAGGUUAUUCCUGAACACGAGUUUGCGGCUGGACCAGUGUGUCUUGAUGAUGAGAAUGAAUUCCCCCCUAUAAUGUUGUGCCGUGGAAGUCAGAAGGGCAAAACGAAGCAGUCAUGAUGAGCCGCGCACCUCAGAAAUCAGGACACCCCCUGUCAGGUGGUUCUGGAGAAACAAGGAAGGUGGAAGAACGGAGUGCGGUUGUGGGCACCGCAUGGGGGGCUGGACUCCCAGGUGCCUCCUGCUUAAGCCACAGGACAUGGUUCACUGCUCCCCAAGCCCCGCUCAGCCCUGGCUGCCGGAGGGUGUGGGGGACGCUGUGCACACAUCCCGCUAUUUAAAAUAUAUUACAGCCAUAGUGUCGACACGAACUAACCAUAUUGGUCUAUAACCGGACUUUUAUAUUAAAAAGGGCAUCCUUUUCAAAUGUAUGCUGUGUAAAAAUGUACUUAUAGGGAAAUGUCUUCUAAUUGUAUUUCUUGUAUACUUCAUCUAGAGAGAGACUAUUUUAGCCAAAGUAUUGUUGCAGUGAUUAGAAUAAAUCAUUUAUUACCUUUGAGUCCCGUUUAGGACACUAAUAAUAAAAUGAUGGCAAUGCA